AUGUUUCUUACGCUGGUGCUUGUCUUCGGACAGCUCUGGUCCGUGUCGUGCCUGACAUGCACGACGCCUGGAUAUGGGCUGGACGCUAGCGCCGUCCCUCCUGCGUGCGUUAUUUGUGAUUAUGGCACCUUCUGGGACAACGGAGUUUGCACCGUUUGUCCGGCAGGAAGGUAUGCUGACAGUCAAGGUCAAGUGGAUUGCACAGACUGUCCGGAGGGGACUUAUUUGGCUGAUGAUGGCCAGCUGUGGCAGCUUCAUGCACAUGCUCACUUCUGUACUCAAUGUCCUCCUGGCCGAGCCUCGAACCAAGUCGCAGCAGCGAGUUGCGCGGAAUGCCAGCCAGGAGAGCAUACUUCCUCGCCAGGAAGUUUGUUCUGCGACUUUUGUGUAUCUGGCGUGGCAACACACCCAGGAACAAUCGUAUGUGGCGCGUGCAACCCCGGGUUUCAGCCAUCAAGUGACAGGACGCUGUGUGAGAAGUGCCAAGCCGGAUACUAUAGCGACGAGGGUUUCUUCUGCUACCAGUGCAUGACUGGAACAGUGGCUCCUGAAGGCUCCUCCGAGUGCACGCAGUGUGCAAACGGGCGGUACGAAGCGAAUCUUUCGGAAUGUAUCGAUUGCCCAGCUGGUAAAGCUAGUUACUAUGGAUAUCCUUGCUAUGAUUGCUGGUAUGGGGAGUUUUCAAGAGGCGGAGAACUGUGCCAAGCUUGCCCUGCAGGGAGAUUUUCUGGAACGCAGGCCAGCAGCAGAUGCGACCAAUGUGCAGCAGGAACAUUUUCGAGUGAAUAUUCUGAAAGUUGUAGUCAGUGCUGGUACGAUCAGGUAUCUUCUGCAGGCAGCGCAAACUGCGAGUACUGCCCUGGAGGCUAUGUCCCAAAGACGGAUCGCACAGCCUGCCAGCCCUGUCCUGCAGGGAAAUAUGCCAUGGCAGGCGAGAUGUUUUGUCACGACUGCUGGUGGGGACUGUAUGCCCCAAAUGCUAGCACAACAUGCAUCGAAUGUACUGGUGGAACGAAGCCGACCUCCGAUCGCACAGCUUGCGAAGCGUGCCCGGUUGGAACAUAUGCCGACCCAGGCCAAGAAUAUUGCAAUCCCUGCGGGCGAGGCCAAAGCCGGGCAGAAAGUCAGGAGAAGUGUGAACCGUGCGAGCCGGGCAAGUACAACCCCAACUCUACUGCUGAAACUUGCACGGAGUGUCCUCCUGGCCGAUACACUGCCAAUCCAGGCCGAGGGUCCUGCCAAGCCUGCCCGGCUGGGCGGUACUUCAGUGGUACUGGUGCAAACGAAUCGUCAGCAUGCACCCCGUGCCCAGGCGGACAAACUCAAUCUACCGGCGCUGUUACUGCUGAUUCCUGUAUUCAGCCUGGCACGAAUCAGUCGGUGGAAUGCAUAGCGGGCAAGACAUGCUCGUUUGUCUUCGCUGAGGGGCCAGGGCUCCUGGACACCAGCGUGCACGCGGUGAAUGUUAAGGUCGAUACGUGCGAGCCAGAUCCGACCGAGCUGGAGGAUAUUCUUAAUGAUCUCAGCAUGUUUUUUGAUCAGAUGGGAGGAGGAUACAGUUAUGGGUCGAAUGGCGGCUAUGGCGGGUUUGGGGGCUAUGGGGGUGCACCUGGUGGGUUUAGUGGCUACGGGAGUGGUGGGUUUGGCGGUGGAUUUUCUGGCUACGGUGGGAGUGGCGGGUUUGGCCCCCCUGGCGGCUACGGCAGCGGCUACGGCGGGUUUCGGAGGCUGCAGUCAGGAAGCGUCGUGAAUGGCUUCGGGUCUUCCAGGGUUUGGAUCGCCUCGAACUUUUCGGUUGCUUGGCCAGACAAGAUCACAGCAGAGCCUGGUAAUUACAAGCUGUGCUGGUGUGGUGGUGUUGGUUUUCAGGGAUUCAACAUCCCUCAGUAUCUCCGAUGUAUUCGAGACGUGAUGUACGACUUUGAGGUGGGGACCAUGGCUGUGGCUGGGCCCUUCCAAGGUCAGUUCUUCUCCUGCGUUCGAGGCAGAGUCUGCAACGCGGGCCGAUUGCGAGGUGUGGGUUUGACACAAGAUGACACACUAAACCUGCGAGCUGACUGCACUGUGGAUGGGGCCAGGAGAUUCACAGGGGUGCCAUUCCAAAUCUCCGCCGUGCCGUCUGAUGUGCCCGGAGAAGUAGACCUAGACUUCGGGCUUAAUUACACCGUCUACGACGCACCAGGCGCAUACACGCUGUGUUGGUGUUCUUCCAAAGGCACGCCUUGCAGCACUAUGGACUUGCGGGUGGACAGCGACAGCGAUGUCUACUUGGAGACGCAGGCUGCGACCCUGAGCUUGGACGGCCCAAAUCCUGGCGCAGAGGUGGAAUGCUUUCUGGGGCAGACGUGCUGGAUACUUCUGGACCUUCAAGGCCAAAACCUCCAAGAUGGAGAUCGCCUCACAGCUCUGCCGAAAUGUGGCGAUGAUGAUAGCUUCAUUACAGGCUUUCCUUCUCCAGGCUAUGCAGAUGCCUCUGAAAAUGGCUUGGUGUUUAUCUUCCACGGAGGUAGCUUAAGCACCGAGCCAGGAAUUUACCAAAUGUGCUGGUGUCGUCCCGAAGCAGCAUCUGGAUUAGCUUGUAACAAGGCAAGUGACUUCACAACAACCAUAGGGCUCUUUUUGGCCACCGGACCUUACUCCGGUCAGACGGCCGAGUGCAUGCUGGGGUCGGAAUGCAUCGUUCCCGGCUUUCGGGGAGUCAGCUUGUCGGCGAAGGAUCCGGUCGUGCCCAUGACCGCUUGUGACAAGCUGACUGCGGCGGCCAACUUCCCUCCUCCGGUCAGCCCCAUCUACGUCUCGCAAAAAGACGGGGCCCCUGUUCUGAAUCUCGGAGAGCUUCACAUAGGAAACGAUGCGGUGCCAGAGAUCGUGGAGCUUUGUUGGUGCUCCAUGCGGUCGCAGACUGGUGAUCCUUCCAUUGAGCCUUGCACUCAGAAUUGGCAUUUCGGGGCCGCUGGAAUCACACUCUACCUGGUGUGUCCACCGGGCUAUUAUGAAUUGGUGGGUGCUUCAAAAACCUGCCAGCUGUGCCCUCCAGGGUACUACUGCCCAGGCGGUUGGGGCAAGUCGAAGGUUUCCUGCCCUGCAGGAAGCACUUCCGCUGCCAAAGCGGAAUCGGUGGACGACUGCCAGUGCAGGCGGGGCUAUUUCUUGGCUGAGGCCGUUGGUGCCUGCAUGGCCUGCCCUGCAGGGACAUUCAAGAAUUCGGUCGACAGGCUCCGUGAGUGCACGGGUAGCUGCCCACCUCAAACGACAUCCGCAACUGGUGCAAUAAGUAGGUUGGAGUGCUUCUGCGAGAAUGACGCUGUUGACAUUGACAGCCGGCAGACAGAAUUUCAGUGCACAAGCCUAGGCAUUCUAUCUGAGGUCUCCAUGAACGGAUCAGCUCUCUUUGCAUCGAGUCAGGUACCAGUAUAUUCCUUGAAUGGGUCCCUGACUGUAGCGGAUGCUUCAACCCAGGCCUUGCUAGAUGAGAUCAGUGAAAAGAUCACGGAGCGCCUUGAGCUCGGCUCGGGCUCCCGUGCUUCCUUUACUCUGGAAGUGGCUUCUGUGCUCGACUGGCGUCUGGACUUUGAGAUUCUCAGCUCGGACCUUGAGCUCGCAGCAGAAAUGCAGGGGAAGCUUGAGGCUUCACCCUUCGCGGCCUGGAUCUACACGGAGAUGAGCACCACGGCACUUGCAUCCGCCAACAUUACACAGCUUGGAGACAUCUGGCCUUCAAUCUUGCAGUGCCCAGAUGGUUUAGGCUUUGAGCCUGGGACGCAUGCAACCAGCCUGGAUGAUUGCAAGUGCCCACAUGGGCUGCAGCCAUCUGAUGGGAGCACUGGGAUCCUCGCAGGUUGCACCAGCUGCCCGCAGGGUUACUUCAAAACCUCAGUGGGAGAUACGAGCUGCGAGGCUUGUCCGCCUGGCGAUGUCCCGCUCACCACAUUGCAGCAGGGCGCCGUCACCCUAGCUGCUUGCACGUGCUCAGCUGGGUAUCAUGUCGACCCUAAGCCUCCCGGCAGAUGCAUUGAAUGUGGGGAUGGCCAUUUUUGCUUCGGGGGAAGUCAUCGGCAGGCAUGCAGUGAGUCGCGGACAACAGACACCAAAACGGCAGGUGCUGAGGAUGAGUGCCUGUGUUCAGAUGGAACGUACCUCAAUGAAACAACGGAGCAGUGUGACCUGUGCAAGGCGGGCCGAUUCAAGGGAGAUAUCGGCAAUGCGCCUUGUGCGGACUGUGAUGCUGGGAAGUAUUCGGAAGAAGGCAGCAGCCAAUGUGACGACUGCAGUCCUGGACGAUUUUCAUCGCAAGGGGCUGCAGCGUGCGAGGGCUGCCCAGCUGGUCGUUAUUCUCAGAAUUACGGUGCAACUUCUCUGGAGUCCUGUUUGUUCUGUGGUAUUGGCACCUGGAGCAAUGCCACCGGUGCUGAUGCCGAUGCCACCUGCCGCAUAUGUCCGGAGGGAACAACCACGGAACAGAGUGGAUCAACUAACCUCACAGCAUGCGUGCGCCCAUAUCCUGGCCAAGACCGCGACUGCGUUUCAGGCCGAGUGUGUUCUGUGGAUGAUCUCGAUGGCUAUGGCAUCAGGGCGGGUCAUCGCAUAGGUAUUGCGUCUACAGAUUGCAAAACCGCGAAGGUGUCAGUAGAAGGUAUAGAGAACGAUGGGAUUUCCAAGGUCUCGGACACAGGUAGAGGCUACGGGUGGGGCGACGAGCCGUUGGAUUUCACGCCAACAGGUGGCUUCUACAAUAUGUGCUGGUGUGCCAACAUGCAAGGCCUGGUGUGCACGGAUUUGAAUGCCAACUUUCUUACGCAAGCCGGACGACUUCUUGUUGCUGGCCCAUCAGAAAAUUUAUUUCAGUGUGUGCGAGGUCGCGACUGCGUUGGCUUGUCUCCCUUCUCCGGCUUUGAGCUGGCUUUGACAGACCUCGUGUCCGUAAGGCGAGAUGCAUGUGGCACCACUGCAGUUACAGAAAUCUCGAACUCCAACUCUGAAGGGCUCGGCAGUCUGAGCAACCUGCAGCGAGACCGUGCGGUCACCACACUGGACCUGGGCUUUGGGAUCUCUGAUAGUCAAAGCAGCUACUAUCUCUCGAUUGAUGCAAACCUGGCCGGUUAUUUGCUCUGCUGGUGUGCGAGCGAACGAGGGGCAGCAGAUGCAUGCACUUCUCCGGAAGAUUUCAAUGUGUAUGCUGGCCGUUUGAGUGUGGUCGGCCCGAGAACCAAUCAGGAGAGCGGUUGCUCUGUCGGGCAGCCAUGCUCAGUGUCUGGGAUCGAGGGUGCCCUUCUAGAAGCCGGAGAUCGUCUGAUGGUUCUCUCAGACUGCGGCCGAGGCAUUGCUCUGCCCGGAUUUCCUGGCGGCGGCAUUAUGGAGACAAACAACUCGCGGGAUUUUGCCUUCAUUGGAAACGGCAGUGAUGUUCUACUCUCGACGCCCGGAAUUUUCCGUCUUUGCUUUUGCAGGCCUUGGCCCGAUGCGGGUGAACCAUGUGAGGCACCAAGCAGCUUCCAGGCGAAAGUGGGCCUCAUGACAGCAAGCGGGCCUUUCGAGCAGGUUGCCGUCUGCAACACGGGCAGCAACUGCACGCUGCUGCUCUCCGGCAUUGGCUUGCUUGCUGGGGACCAGGUCUUGAUCGCUUACGGCGAUUGCGGGCAGACUCCAGGGAUGGGCGUGCGAGGUUUCCCAAAGCUGGAGAGCUCGGUGGUGGUCAUCGAUGGGAGCUCUGGGCUGGAAGCCGGCCUCGGUGAGCUGCCUCAAGGGGCCAUGGCGGGGGCCUACAGCAUCUGUUGGUGUCCUGCAACGGGUGCCUGUGGAGACUCCUCGGUUUUCCGAGCCGAAGGUGGUAUUCUACGAGUUGACUGUCCGCCAGGUAGCUAUGCCAUUGGACCAGUUGGAGGUCGAAUAUGUGAGCAAUGCACUCGGGGCUACUACUGCGGUGGAGGGCGGCCAGAACUGGCGACAAGGGUGCCUUGUGCCUCCGGGGAAACGACACUUGAAUUGGGAUCCGUUUCCCUGGCAGCUUGCGUCUGUGAUCGAGGAUAUGGACUCGAGCCAACGGGCUGCGCUCCUUGCAGCGAGGGCUCGUACAAGAGUGUGGCCGGGAACGAGGAUCCUUGCGUUCCGUGCCCUGCAGGUUUUACAACCUUUGGUACCGGCUCCAGGUCCGAAUCCUUCUGUGCCAUCCCCACGACAGACACGGCAGAUCCGAACCCGGGCGAGUCACCAGUCACUUCGAACCAGAGCAACGAGAGCAAUGUGAGCAAUGCUUCGGAAGCUCCUAAUGUGACAGUAACACCAGGCCCUUCACCACCGGUUGAACUGGUUCUCAAAAACGAAUCAGCUGUGCCUGCGGUUUCAUUCACAAUGUCAAUGUCACGACUAUCAUCCGACGGAGACGAGCAGACGCUGAAGAAUCAGCUAAAAGCAACGUUCAUUUCAACCUUGUCAGCUUCAACUCGGGUCGACCCCACUGCUAUCGUGAUUGAGAUCAUAGACGAAGUAUCGAGCAACUCGAGCAAUUCAAGCGCUCGCCGGCUUCAAGCAACUUCUACGGUGCUCAUCACCAUCAAGCAGCGCACAGCAGAAGAAGCCAGCUUGACUCUCCAAGACAUGGAUGUCGACUUGAUCUCCAAAGAGCUGGAGGAUGCCGUGGACCAGCAUCCGACGCUCGGUGCAGCUGGUAUCGGUCUGGCGAUCGAGAGCGUCCCCGAGAUCACACAAACUACAGUUAAGUGCCCGGCACGGAGGUCUGUACCGCCAGGAGUGCCUGUGCUGAGCGAAGACGAUUGUGAAUGCAGCCCUGGCUACGGCUACAGUGCUGCCACGAUGUCUUGUACAUUGUGUGAACAAGGUGGAUACAAGGCUGCUGUGGGGGAUGUGUCCUGCACGCGGUGUCCGGAGCUCAUGUCUACCUUGACAACGGGGGCAACAUCACCGGACGACUGCCAGUGCCAGGUGGGCCUCUAUGCAGAUGAGACCGGAGCAUGUGUCGACUGCUUCUUGGGGUCCUAUUGCCCUGGCACCGGGGAGGCCAUUCCAUGUCCGAGGAAUUCUACAACGACGUCAGUGGGCAGAUCCAUCGCAGAUUGUAUCUGUGAGGCUGGCUACUAUUCCGUUCAAGAUGAAUCAUUAUGCCAACCCUGCCAGCGCGGGAAGUACAAGCCGAACAUUGGCAAUGGGGAGUGCCCCCUGACAUGCCCCACCAGUGCUGACAGCGAGCCAGGCAGUUCAGGUCUGGACGACUGCUUUUGCCAGCCCGGCUUUCAUGCCAAGACCGAUGCAACGACGGGCAAUCUGGCCAGAUGUGCAACUUGCGACUACGCGGGCCUGAUCUGUCGCGGUGGCUUUGAGGGUGGCAACCUCACAAAUUCAAGCAGCCAGUCACGUCGUGUCCAUGCACAGCCAGUGGCAGAGAAAGGUUUCUACCAAACUGGCGCAACAUCAGCAGUCGCUUGCGAUGUUUUGGUGGUGGAGGAGGUCUCUGCAUGUGGAGGUGGCGAGGCCUGUGCCGCGGAGCGGAUCGGCCUUCCAGUUUCAGAAACCUGCCACGGAGCAGCGGGUACGCUAAACAACUGCUCUGCAGGAUCUACUGGCAUGUUGUGUGGCGAGUGCCCGGAUGGCUGGGCCAGAGACGACUAUCCUGAGCUAUGCUCCCGAUGCCCUGAUGAUCCCGUCAGCGCCGUGACGAUGGGAGUUCUCAACGACGUCUUCACCAAGACGGUCCUGAACUUCCUGGUAGCGGUGAUGGCGGCAACGGCGGCUGUCAAGGGAGGAACCAAGCUGCACACCAGCAUGAUCCGUGUUGGGACCCAGUGGCUGGCAGCAUGCUCGGUGCUGACGCAGUUCGACCUUGGAUCAGUUGGUGGCUUUGGUUGGUCGGAGAAGCAGAAGGAACUGGAGCAGCUCCAAGCGUGUGCAGAAGCGAACAUCACGGUUGCAGACUGUGAACUCGGCUCUGGGGGCCUUGAGUUUCCUUGGCCGGAAGAAGUGACGCAAGCAAUGGACGGUGUUUUUGAGCUCAUGAAGAUUAUGCCCAAGGUGGCAACUGUGGCGAUGUCAGCGGAAUGCCACGCCGAACAGAUGCUUCCUGGAAACAAGAUUGCGAAGAAUCUUGCACCAGCUAUCUAUCACAUCAGCAGCCCUUUGCUGGCGAUGCUUGGGGUCUUCUUGAUCUGCGCCGGGAUGGUCUACAUUGUGCUGCCCAUCUUGCGGAAGUUUGGGCUUGAAAUGAAUGAUUCCGGUCGGAAAACCCGAAAGCGAGAAGCGGCCCUCAAGGCUUUAAGGAAGGCGCUUGACAAACCCUUGGCGGAGAGGGGCCUGACCUGGCGUGAUGUGCAGGAGUCAGGCGUGCUUGACGCGGAGACAACCGGCGGGCUGCACGAUGAUGUCGAAGACCCUGUUGCGUUUAUCGAAGGCAAGUUGGCCUCCUACCCAAUCUUGGCUUUGAAGAUGUGUCUGCAUGCAGCACGCCAAGAUCCAUUUUUUGACACGCUCUGCGAAGAGGCCAAUUUGGAAUGGCACGACUUUACCGAAAAUCCAGACCUCCUCAUAAAGGGAGUCAGGGCGGAAAGCUUGCAGCAUGCAGUUGCUGAGAGGAUGCCACCCAGUAUGCUGGAGACUUGUGUUUUUCGCACUCGGGCAUGGAAGCUUCGCCACAAGUUCCAGGACGAGGCCACAGAGCAAGAGGUUCCCCUCGAGGAUGUCGUGAUCGAAGUUGCCGUCAGAUGUGGCAGUCUUUCCGAGAUGAAGAAGAUGGAAGCCGAUUGGAGGCGUUUCUCCUCUUUGGUACGCGCUGUCUGCAGGGAUCUGAGGCAGGGACGGCGCGAUCAGGAUGACGAUGAGUUACAUCAGAGCACCUCCCGCUUGACAACGGCUCUUAUGAAGUCCAACUCCAAGAUUAUGAAGAUGCUCCAUCUUGGGGAUGAAGACGAGGGCUUUAACGGGAUCGAUCCCGAAUCCUUGGACUUCGGCCUGUUCACCUCGUUUCCGAGACCCGGGAGUCUUUUCUUUCAGUGCGUCCCAGUUUUCUGGGUGACGCUUAUUGGCAUGUGGCCCGAGCUGCUCUCCAGCUUCUUGCAGAUGAUCAGAUGCCGAGCAAUUUCCGUCGAUGAUCCAUCGACAGGCCUUCAACUGAUGCAGCAGCGAUUGCGCUCUCAUCCCGAAGUGGUCUGUUGGGGUGAGGACCAUUUCCUGCUAGCAUUGAUUGCUUGCAUUGGCCUUGGCGUGUGGUGCCUGGGCGUGCCUGUCCUGCUUUUCAUCCGCCUAUACUGCCUGGAUGACCGGCAGAGCCCGGAGAAUUACCGAAAAUAUGGAUACUUCAUUCAGGGCUUUGAGCCAGCUUUCUGGUGGUGGGAUAUCAUUGUCAAGCGGGUGGACAUCGGCCUCAUGAACAUCGUCACUUACACAAACCUUGCAAACGAUGAGAAAGCAAAGCUGCUGCUCUUCCCUUUCCUGUCCGGCGUGCAGUUGACGCUCUGCGCGUGGUGCAGACCAUUCACGAAUAGCCAGGCUGAAAUCCUGGAUUUUCUGGAAAUGUGCCUGUUGAGUUUCCGCUUCGUGCUCUUCAGUAUGGUUGCCGUGAUGCUGAUCUUCAACCCCUCCGCAGAGAUGACCUGGGUUUUAGCGGGUUUUCUCGUCUUGCUCCUUGCCAUGGUCUGCGGCUACUUUGCGCUGCACGUCGCCGCGCAGUUCCUCCGCACGGCAGGAGUUGACGAAGACAGUGACGAGGAGGAGGAAGAGCAGGUUGUAAUGUCUCCCACAACGCCAACGUCAUCUAAAUCCAAACGGAAACGAAAGCAGAGCUGCUUGAUGCGUGUGGUAGGCUCUGUGAAGUCAACGGUCUUGCGAACCUUGGCAUUCUUCCUGCAAGAGUCGGACGAUGAGAAAUUUGUUGUGCAGUGGUCGGUUUUCAAACCCAAUGUGGAGCUCGUCACCGUUGGUGAGGCGCAGGCCGUGACUCGAACCGGACUUCGUGCCCGAUUUGUGUCGUUUGCCAAGGGCAUCCGAGCUUCUGUACUGCGGUUUGGUUCCGGCGUCCAGAGACAAGUUAUGGUCAAGGCCUUCUCGGAGUUUUCCAUCCUCUGGUUGGAUGAAUUCGGCCAGAGUUAUCUACCUGCGGAUGCAGUCCAGAUCUUGUGCGCUCUUUCAACUACCGCCAAGCGUGUGCCACCAAAAACUCCGAAGGAUCGUGUAUUCAACAAGUGGAAGCAAGAGGUGGAGGCCCUACUGAAUUACACCAACGACCCGGAUCACGUUUGGCAUAUAGGUCCAGACUACAUUCUGGAAGUAACGCAGCGUUUGGGCAAGCUGGGUGAAGAAGAAGGCGUCCGCCUGGUAGAAGGAAUUCAAGGUGUUCUCCAUGCGAAGAAGGACAAGCACGUUCUGGAGGAGGUGCGUGAGGCCAGAGCGACAGCAAGAAUUCGAGAAGUUCCAGACCUUAUGGAUGAGGCUAUCUUGGACACGCAGCUGAGUGCGCUGACGAACGAUGUUUGGACCUCGUACGUGCACUUCACCUGA
Molecule: messenger RNA, 10500 nt
Organism: Symbiodinium sp. CCMP2592
Lineage: Eukaryota; Dinophyceae; Suessiales; Symbiodiniaceae
Source: the annotation of a GenBank genome assembly